CGAUAGGCGAAGAGGCUAAAGCUAUCGGCACAUUUGUGUUGCCCAAGUAUUUGUUAAUAUUAUUACUUUAUUAAUUUUGGAAAYUAAAGUGCUGUAUAAAAAAUGUCACUACUCACACAGAGCAUGCGCCAGCUGCUGCGCCACACAACACAGCGUGCCACAUUAUGCGGUGCAAUGCGUGCCCUGAGCUUAGCUCCCACUCUACAGCAGCAAAACAAACCCGCUACUAUUGAUGUGUCUGCCAUUGCAAAGGAGCAUCAGAAAGAGUGUCAGACAGUAUGCGAGCGGAUUAAUCAGCAGGUGGCUAAAUCCGAGCAGGGCCGGCUAUUCGCUGUGGUUCAUUUGUGCGGCAAGCAAUUCAAGAUUACACCUGGAGACAUCAUUCUAGUCGAGGGAUAUUGGCCACCAACGAUAGGCGAUGAGAUUAGCCUCGAUAAAGUGCUGCUGGCGGGUGCCCGUGACUUCACAUUGAUCGGUAGGCCUAUUCUGGAAGCGGGCUUGGUCACUGUUAAGGCCACCAUUAUCGAGAAGACGCUGACGCACACGAAGACACACUUCAAGAAGAAGCGCAGGAAACAGUAUAUGCGCAUCAACUUCCAGCGAUCUCCCAAUACAAUGAUCCGCAUUAACUCCAUUGAGCUGACUCGCCCGCUGGACAGCAAUGCCGAGCCGGAAGCAGAGCCAUCAAAGCGUUUGUUUUAGUUAGCAACUUUGCCUUAUUGAAUUAAAUAUAUGUGUAAAAAGAUAAACAAA
Molecule: messenger RNA, 753 nt
Organism: Drosophila arizonae
Lineage: Eukaryota; Metazoa; Arthropoda; Insecta; Diptera; Drosophilidae
Gene: mRpL21
Product: mitochondrial ribosomal protein L21
Biological process (GO): translation
Cellular component (GO): ribosome; mitochondrial large ribosomal subunit
Molecular function (GO): RNA binding; structural constituent of ribosome
Source: RefSeq, a predicted model, not a curated record